Molecule: messenger RNA, 1662 nt
Organism: Helianthus annuus (common sunflower)
Lineage: Eukaryota; Viridiplantae; Streptophyta; Magnoliopsida; Asterales; Asteraceae
Product: serine/arginine repetitive matrix protein 1-like
Exons: 3
Coding region: 1-1662 (553 amino acids)
Source: RefSeq, a predicted model, not a curated record
AUGCCGCCAAGAUUCUUCAGGAGAAGAGGAAGAGGCAAGGGGCCAAUCACCGCCCCCAAUAAUAAUGAAGCUGGACCUUCGAAUGCGCGAGCUCCAUCUACCACGGAGAGUGACGAUCCCCAACAGAACCGGAGGAACCUCUUUGAGCCGGCUAGACGGUCGGUCUCACACAGUUCAACUCCUCCUAACCCUUAUGGACCACAACCGGAUUAUGAGACCAACAACCCUCAACCUUCAUACAUACCAUUACAGCGAUCCUUAUCGCACAACUCUUUUGGUGACCCUACACCAGUUUUUAGAGGCCGGUUUAACCCGGCAAACUUCCUACAAGAACCAGUGGGUUUUAACCCAUUGGGUCCAGAAGAUCAUUUCUCUGGAGAUCAUGCGGACGACAUGGACGAGGAUACGGACCCUGUCGAGCCUGCCAGUGGUACACCAAACCACCCGAUAGAGAUCUCUGACGGAUCUUCCUUCCACAGAUCACCCUAUGUUGGUCCAGAUAGCUUUCAAGCUAUGUUUACCAGGCACGAAUGGUACUAUACACCUCCUCGCCAUUCAUCGCCUCAGCAGCAGCAACAACAACAACAAGAUCCCUCUGAGGAUCCAAGGUUUGUGGCAGUCACGCCACCACCUCCGCCACCACCAGUUCAACCGGCACCCCCGCAACCACCAAGGCGUAGGAGAACCGGAGCGCGUAUAUCUACGCGAACAGGAGACUUUCAUUUUAGUUCUCCACUACAAUCAAGUGGCAGCCACUACCCGCCACAUCAAGAAGAUCCACAAAUGGGUGGGCCUUCACAUCCAGUUGCACCACAACCACCACCUAUGGGUUUUGAUAACCCAAUUCCGGCAUACACGGGUUCCAUGGCUUCAAUUGAAAUGGCUAACUCAGACGAGAUAAAUAGCCAUCCAACGGAGAAUAUUGAUAACGCCCGGGUUACCUUAACGGGUGCUGAAUUAAAGGCAUUGGUCGACGACGCGGUUACAAAGGCUUUGGAAAGACAGUACGAAGAAUAUAGUGGGACUCGUAGUAGGACCUUAUCUACACAGCCUUCAAAGCCACCAUCCAAGAAGGAUGACCCGAAGAAAGACGAUGAUCGACACUCCUCAAACCACAGUGCUCCAUCACAGCAGGUUAUACUGAACAGAGGACACCGUGAGAAAGGUUGUUCUUAUAAAUAUUUUGUUUCAUGUAAGCCCCGAGACUUCACUGGGGAGAAAGGAGCUAUUGACUGUAUGACGUGGCUGGAUGAGAUGGAUACGGUUGUUGAUAUCAGCGGAUGCGCUGAGAGAGACGUGGUCAAGUUUGUGUCGCAGUCUUUCAAGGGCGAAGCUUUAGCAUGGUGGAGAUCUCUGAUUCAAGCCACCGGGAAAAUCCCCUUGCAGAGAGCGCUGAGGAAUAAGGAGACGGAGAAAAGAAAGCGCGAAGAUGAUAGUUCGCGUAGGUCGAACAAGAAACACCGUGGGAACGGUGACACCAAGAAAGGAUAUGAGUCAAAGAAAGAUGGGCAUCAUUCUGGCGAGAAGCCCAAAUGUAAGAUUGCAAGAAACAUCACUUUGGAAGGUGCAGACUUGAGUCGAACUCUCAGACUCAGUCAAAAACCUAUGCUUGUGGUAUAUGCAAGUCCACGGAUCACAAAACCUUGGAUUGCAAGAAGAUAA